Molecule: messenger RNA, 678 nt
Organism: Rotaria sordida
Lineage: Eukaryota; Metazoa; Rotifera; Eurotatoria; Philodinida; Philodinidae
Source: the annotation of a GenBank genome assembly
AUGAAUAACGAAACAAUAGUUGACGAGGAUCAUGAGAGUCAAGUCUCAUCCUCAGCAUUACUACCCACCAAUCAACAUGCAUCUCGUUCCGAACUUGUGACAAAAAUUUAUUAUCCUGAUACAUUAUAUCCCGACAAUUAUUCAUUCUUUGCAGAUCGAGGCAACACACCAUUAUCAAAAGCAAAAUUCUCGUUACCCAUGGACACAACUAUUCAAUAUCCAACUAAAAUUGUCGAUCAAACAGAUGCUCCAAUAGCAAUAUCGACUAUUUCUAAACAGACAACAACUGAAGUUGAGACUAUUGAUCAACCAAGAAAAUAUUCCUCUCCAAUGAUUGAUCGAGAACGUGGUGAAUCCGAACCUGAAAAGCGUCGAUUUGAUGUUAAACGUUAUGUACCAGCAGCAUUACGUCCUCAAGACAAAUCACAACCACCUGGUAUCUUAUUAGAUCCUCGAUUUUAUUCAAUGAAAAAGACAGCUAUGACUAUCAUGUGUCUAUUAAUUAUCAUCAUGAGCAACAGUGUGCAACUAAAACAUGUUCUUAAAGAAGGUCGUACACAUGCAUUUUAUGGUACUCAAGUAACACUUGGCAUUGUUUCGGUUCUCAUGUGUGCUUCGAUUGGUGUGAUUCUGAUUAUAGCUUUAAAUAUUUUAAUACCGAAUGGAUGUUAUGUUUAA